Messenger RNA from Chiloscyllium plagiosum (whitespotted bambooshark), 366 nucleotides. The record is from RefSeq and is a predicted model, not a curated record. Lineage: Eukaryota; Metazoa; Chordata; Chondrichthyes; Orectolobiformes; Hemiscylliidae.
CUGUCUAUCAAUCUGAUGACACCAGCUGGAAAGCUGAGAAUUCGGAUGUUGUAAACAUAACCUUCAUUGAUCGGUCGGGAAACCGGAUUCCUGUGAAGGGGAAGGUGGGUGAUAAUGUCCUGUACUUGGCUCAUGAGAACGGUAUCGAUCUGGAGGGUGCAUGUGAAGCUUCCUUGGCUUGUUCCACCUGCCAUGUGUAUGUGAAUGAAGAGCAUUUCGAUAAACUGCCUGAAGCAGUUGAAAGGUAUAAAUAAUGUUGUCCAGCACAGGGAUUCAUACUGACCUGCUGACCAGCAUUCAGUAUUUGCAGUGUAAAACUUGUGGAGAAUGAGAGAAAUUAGCCCAAAAGCCAGUCAGGGCAGGCAG